UCCGACGAGUAACAUCUCGCAGUCCUUCUCCAAAACAAUCCAAGUGACAACGUUCUCUUUGCCAGUUCUCCUCGCAAGUUAUUCUCGAAAAUGAUGAAAUCUGUUGUGGUCCUGAUGUGCCUGGUCGCCGUCAUCUGCGCCGCCUCUGAAGUCGACUAUAUCCGACGACGCAGCAGCGUGGUUGUUGGUAAACCGAUGCAAGUUCCAGUUUUCCCGCCUAAAAGGAACGUGAACCAGCAGAAGAGGCAAGUGGAUUUCGAUGCUGGAUCUCGCCCUGCCGCCGCGUCAGCCAGACAACAGGCCGCGUCUGUUCCCCUGCAACAGGCUUUCCGUCCUGCUCCUCCGGCCGAGUUCCGUCGCCCCCAACAGGCACGCCCUCAACAGGAACGCGCUCAACAAGAUCGUCCUAUUCAGGAACGUCCCCAACAGGAAGUUGAUGCUGCCAUCCGAAGUGUAGCCCCGUCGUCUUUCGCUUCCGCCGCAGCUCCGGAGCAGACUUUUAAUGCAGCCAGGGAUAACGCCGAGAGGCCCGCUGAGACACCCAUCGAGAGACCCGCUCGCCAGCAAGCUGCCCAACGUCCAGCUCGCCCAGCUUCGGUAGGUGCUGAGCGCCCCAACAGGAACCCCGAAUACGCCGGAGGUUUCCCCUCUGGAUUCACCAGCGGCCUUCCUUCUUUCGACUUCCAGGGACGCAUGCCCGAGCCGGAUGCCAAAAGCGAAGGAUUUAUGGAUUCUGCUUUGAACGAUUUCCCUAACUUGAAAGCUUUGGGCGGAUUCGAUGCUUUCCCUGAUGUUGCCCGUGAAGGAGACAGCGCAGCAAAGAGACCCGCCCAGAACCGACCUGCCCGACCUAGUGCUCAGAAAAGCAAACGGGCAACUCCAAGUGGCAAUUUGACCAACGAUCCAUUGCCGAAAAACCUAUCGAAACGGAAUAAGAAUAAACCCAUCGUUCUGGAAGAUGACGAAGCCAUGCUGGAACCGGAUUUCUCGCCCAUCAAACGAUCCAGCAAACAGCCGACUGAUAUUGCCGACAUCAUUGCCGAUUCCGUAGGAGAAGAACAGCGUUUCAAUCCGACUUUCCAUCCGAAUAACGGCCCGUACGGACGUGCCCCAGCACCGGCACCUGCAAAUCCACCAUCAGUGCCCACCUCGUCCUUCCGUUCACGUCGCCCGUCUUCCGUCGGUUCAUCGCCUAGCAAUAAAAACAGACAGAAUCAAAGGUCUCCGUACGUGGCCGACCAGUUCAAUGAAUUCGUCGAUGGCGAGAAUGGACUUUUGGGUUCGGGCAAUUUCGACGUGCUGGGCGGUGGGGUCUUCCGUGACACGGUCGAUUAUCAAAGGCCUUACGUCUCGUCGCAACCGCAGUAUUACCCGCCUAGUUCACCAGCGCCACCGCUACAGCACGACACUUUCAGGCCCCAUCAGCCUUUCUUCCCGUCCGUCCAGCAAUCACCGCCUAUCGGCGAUCAAUUUGGAAAUUUCGUUCCACCGCUGAAGCCUUCUCUUCAUCAACAACAGGGGCCGCAUAAUAAUAAUAAUAAUAAUAACAAUUACGGCAACGUCCCCACGUUCCCGAGCUCGUUCUUUAAUGACGAUGACUUCUUUUCCAACUUUCGAGACUUUGCUGACGUCAAUCAAGACUACCGCAACUGAUCUAUUUGGAAUUCGGUAUUCAUUUUUUGAUAGACA
Molecule: messenger RNA, 1689 nt
Organism: Daphnia carinata
Lineage: Eukaryota; Metazoa; Arthropoda; Branchiopoda; Diplostraca; Daphniidae
Exons: 6
Coding region: 91-1653 (520 amino acids)
Source: RefSeq, a predicted model, not a curated record